This is a messenger RNA of Erigeron canadensis, 726 nucleotides long. RefSeq names its product phospholipase A1-IIgamma-like. Gene Ontology annotation, molecular function: glycerophospholipid phospholipase A1 activity. Lineage: Eukaryota; Viridiplantae; Streptophyta; Magnoliopsida; Asterales; Asteraceae. The transcript is spliced from 2 exons. Bases 1 to 726 code for a protein of 241 amino acids. The record is from RefSeq and is a predicted model, not a curated record.
AUGGAUAAGAUAGCCAAAAAUUGGAAAAAACUAAGUGGAAUAGAGAACCAUUGGAAAAAUUCAUUAAACCCACCAUCUCCCGAGCUCCGUACAUAUAUUAACCACUAUGGCGAAAUGUCUGAAGCCGCAUACGAUGCAUACAUUAAAGCUCCACAGUCAAAGAAUGCCGGAAAUUGCAAGUAUGCUAGAAGGAAUUUCCUUAAUAAGGUCGGCCUUAUUAACGGCCGCCCUUGGAACCAAUAUGCAAUAACAAAAUACUUAUAUGCGACGUCUUCUGUUGUAGUUCCUGGCGUGUUUGUUAUAUCUUCGUCCCCACAGGCUUGGAGCAUGAAGUCGAAUUGGGUGGGGUUCGUUGCAGUGACUACGGACGAAGGGAAAAAAGUAUUAGGACGAAGAGAUAUUAUGAUCGUUUGGAGAGGCACGAUUAACCCUUCGGAUAGCAUUCAUGAUGCCGAGUUCAAGUUGGUUUCGGCUCCAAAAGUAUUUGGUCCAGUCCACAAAGAUAACCCAAAAAUACAUGAAGGCUGGUACGCGAUCUAUACUACUAACGAUCCUAAAACGCGGUACAACAAAAUUAGUGCCCGAGAUCAGGGCUCAGGUCAAGCCAGGUCGGGCCAGUUCAGCUCGGGUGUCAACCGGUGCAUAUGCCUACUUACAGUCAUGCAAAAACUCAACCGAGUCAUCGAAAACAUUAAGGAUGAAUAUCGAAAAUUGAUUCAUCCUUAA